Molecule: messenger RNA, 694 nt
Organism: Vigna unguiculata (cowpea)
Lineage: Eukaryota; Viridiplantae; Streptophyta; Magnoliopsida; Fabales; Fabaceae
Product: NAC domain-containing protein 69-like
Biological process (GO): regulation of DNA-templated transcription
Molecular function (GO): DNA binding
Source: RefSeq, a predicted model, not a curated record
CUGAGCUUUCCAUUUUCCUUUGUUAGUAACUGCUUCACCACCUUCCCAUCUUUCUUUCUUUGUUGCAAUUGCAAACUACAAAGUUAAGUGUUCACCAAAACCAAUGGAUGAUGUUGUAGGAUUCGGUUUCCGUCCCACAGAAGAAGAACUUGUGGACUAUUACCUCAGACAUAGGUUGCUCGGUGAUGAUCCUCAAGUCCACGACGUCAUCCCCGACAUUGACCUUUGUCAAGUGGAACCUUGGGACGUGCCAAUGUUAUUGGGGGAAUCAGAUGCACAAUUCGAUUUCCCAGAAUGGUUUUUCUUUAGUCCUGUUGAUUUCAAGUAUUCAAACAGUAAAAGAAUUAACAGGACAACCAAGUGUGGCUUCUGGAAACCCACCGGAAAAGAUCGUGAGAUUAGAAGCUCCGACUCCAACACUCUCAUUGCCACAAAGAAGACUCUUGUUUACUACAAAGGUCGCGUUUCACGUGGUCAGAAAUCCAACUGGGUUAUUCACGAAUACCAUGCUGUCACCUUUCACCAAAGCCAGAGGACUUUUGUUUUGUGUCGUCUGAUGAAGAAACCUGGGGGAACAACUGAAGGUGGGGUGAUGAAGGGGAGAGCAGUAGAAUCAUGGUUCUGGCUAUCACAAUCACUCAAUAGGAACCACCUUUCAGCAAGACCAAACGUCUUUUCCAAACCCCUCAUUUGA